Messenger RNA from Penicillium antarcticum, 1485 nucleotides. RefSeq lists its product as uncharacterized. The coding region runs from base 1 to 1485 and encodes 494 amino acids. The transcript is spliced from 4 exons. NCBI's taxonomy places the organism in Eukaryota, Fungi, Ascomycota, Eurotiomycetes, Eurotiales, Aspergillaceae. The record is from RefSeq and is a predicted model, not a curated record.
AUGAUUGUCAAAUCCUCCCUCCUGCUGCUAGGCGCGGCCUUCGCCUUCGCCGCCGACCAAAUUCCGAUCGGCGAGAGCUCAGCAUGCCUGGCCUCCGCUACUCCUAAUAACUGCUGCACCGGUGGAGCAAAGACUGGCCAGGUGUCCAUUAACUCCCGCACCUUCAAGUUCACUUGCGGAUCGAACUUGAUAUCUCUCAAUCCACGAAAUGCUCAAAAGGUCGACGAUGCCCAUGCCUGUGCAUCGCUUUGUGCAAACGAUGUGUCUUGUGAGGCAUCAUCUUUUAAAGGCUAUGGCAAGGCAGCCCGUGGUGGCAGUAACUGCUUCUUUGUCAUAGGUGACAACAUGGACCAGAAGUCCGAUGAAGAGUGGAUUACCUUCACAGAAGUACUUCCAUCCUGUCUGGAGUCCGACAACCCCAAUGCCUGCUGUUCUGAUCCAUCAAAGCAAGAAGACGAGGUUCUAAUUGACAACGUUCGUUGGAAAUGGACCUGCACAUCUAUCUUGAGUUCUCUCAACCCGAACAACAAACCAGCAGCCAAUGCUCACGAAUGUGCUAAGCUUUGCGCAUCAGAGGGGUGUGACGCAAUUUCCUUCCGGACAAAGGGCACUCGAAAGGAUACCUGCUUCUUCGCCAGAGGCUCCAACAAAGACCAAAAGCCUUCCGCAGCGUUCCUAACACUCGUUAAGGUCGUGGAUGAUAUCGCCGAAGACCCAAUUCCUGAACCAAAUCUCGAUUGCAAAGAGUGCGUUGAGGAGAAGAAUCAAUGCAUCAAUGACAAGGAUCAGUGCUUCAAGGAUAAAGUGGAAUGUGUCAGAGAAAAGGACACAUGCAAAGAAGAACUCGAGGAAGCAGACCACAGUCUUCAAACGUGUCAAAACAACCAGGUAGACCCUGCAAAAUUGACUCAGUGUGAAAAUGACAAAUUGGCGCUACAAUCCGCUGAAGAGGACUGCCGUCGGAACGCUGCCGAGUGUGAAAAAGAAAAGGGUGACCUGAGCAUCGAGAAGCAGAAGUGUGAGAACGAGAAGAAUGACUUGAACAUGGAACUUACCCAUCAGGACGAUGAGAUCGCAGGGCUCAUCUCGCAGAUCACAUCACUCAAAAGCAAGAUGGAUGCGCUCCAGCAGUCCUAUGAUACCCUCAAUGUCGAUUGCAACGGGGAAGGCGCAGAUGGGAAAUGUCGCACGAACCUGUUUGACGCUGAGCCUCGUGAUGAUCAAUGCAUCAUCGCUGCUGGAAAUGAGAGAUUCAAGAUUCACUACGCUAAGUUGGAUGAUCCUAGCGCGCCGAAUUUGGGUACUCCUAAGGCAAGCUCUUUCAAAGACUGUGCUGAGAAGUGCGCAAGCUAUUCAGGCCCAAAAAAGUGUGUUCGAUUCAUAUGGAAGACUGACGGCAAAGACCGAGCUUGCUACAUGCGAUCUCACGGAGGGAACACGGCUCCCACCCAGUCGUCGCUGUUCAGUUCUGGGCAUCUUCUUUGA